Molecule: messenger RNA, 1983 nt
Organism: Panicum virgatum (switchgrass)
Lineage: Eukaryota; Viridiplantae; Streptophyta; Magnoliopsida; Poales; Poaceae
Exons: 3
Coding region: 1-1416 (471 amino acids)
Source: RefSeq, a predicted model, not a curated record
AUGGCGGCGCCCGUCACGACCGACGAGCACCACUCCAUGGCUGAAGAGGGGCGCGCCGUCGCCGUCGAGCCCGACGACGCAGCGACUCGGCACUGGGCAGGUUUGCCGGCGCCUCUCCGGACAGAGGGGAAAGCCGGCGCUGCGCCACCGCCGGCUCCGCUGCCUCCCCGGCCAACAGAGAAGACGCCGGCUCAGGCUGAAAAAGGAGUCAAUGCACCUAGGGAACCAUGUCGCACAGCCAGAGCCCAGGAGAACAUGGAGUUUGGUGCUGGCAUUGCUGCCUUCGGUGUAAGUAUGAUGGUGGCUUGGUACUUCCUCUCUCCAGAUGCCAGAGGCUCACACAACCUGCGUUACAUCAUCCCAAUUCUUCUUUGCUUUUCAUGCUUCACCAGUGGUAUAUGCCUGAUGCUGUUGAGUAUGAACAUCCUUGGACUCCCGGAAAGUGUUGUUGCUGAUGUCCAAGACAUGACCUCCAAAUGCCUCUCUUGGUUGUGUAGCAUAUUACCUGUAGUAACGCUGCUUAGCCCCUUGGUCAUUUCCGGGUAUAAGAUCUACAGGUACGUUGGGCUCACCAUUCUGGUUAUUGUGACAGCACCAAUUGCUUUGCUGCGAUGGUACAUUGGACGCAAGGCUGAGGGACGUGGCAUACAAGCAGCACUCAGUGAGCACAAGGAGCAGUUGGAGGAUGCCUUUAAGUUCAUCUCAGCCAUCAGUAACUCUGCUAGCGCUGGUCUGGUUGCUUUGGUGGUUAAUUACAAUGUCACUGGUGGUUCAGGGUGCAAUAAGGGUGCCAUCCUUGCAGCGAUUUUCUUCAUGUUUACAACUGCCGUCUGGGGCCUUCUCUCAAUGGAAAUCCGGGCAAAGGUACUAGAGAUCAAAAGUACAAGGUUCCGAGGAUUCAUCAUCCAAGCUCUAUGGUUAGCAAUUAUCGUUAUGCUUUUAUCACUGGCCUGUGCGGUUUUCACAGAAGUUUAUGCUAUAGUUGAGUUCUGGAUCUUUGCUGCAUUCACACCUUGUGUUUUUGCAUCUGCCAUCUACCUGUUCCUUGAGAACUGCAUUCACCAAUCUCGUGUGCCUAGAAACAGAACUGCCAAUGUGUCCCAGGAGCUGGAGGUCCAGCUCAACUUGAAGGCUGAAAGGGGGAUCAAAGUCACCAUGUGGUCGUUUAUGGCAAUCAUCGGUAUCUUUGGAGGUUUCCUCCAUGGCCAUGACAAGAUAAAGUCUCUGAAGGCCUGCAUCGUCUUAUUCACGUCGGCGUUUAUGUCUGGCUUAUCUCUAACUUUAUUUACUAUCAGGCCAAACUUAACCAGCACCAGCCUUGCUGCAGCCACCAAGGCACUGGAUUGGACUGCUGUAGCAACUUUUAUUGCUGCAAUAUUUGCCAUUAUCGUUGCAAUGAUUUUGGAAGUACUCUAAGCCUCUCGAGUCUUUUGGAGCAGCAUCAUUCAUUGCAACACAGCCUGCCUGCCGAUCUUUAUGCAGUGACUAACAGAACAAGACAUCAAGCAGUGAAUGUCCCAAUUACCUAUCAGACCAGGGAUUAUCUAAAUGUAAUUUGGAGCAUUUAUUUGCUUCCUUUCUCUAUCUUGAUGAGAGGGGAGCCGAUGUUAGCAUUCUGAUUCUUAAAAUACGGUGAGAUCAGCUCUUGGACCUGGCCAUGGCCAGCUGGGAGCUUGGAACUUGGAAGAUACCUCAUGUGACCUUUCUACAAAUUUUUACCGCAAUGCUUGCCCUCGAAGGAAACACGAAAAUAAGACAGAAAAGAUACAGAUAAGGGGAAAUCUGAUUGCUAAGGGUUAAAGGUUUUUCUUUAUCCAUUGCAAAAUCUAGGCUAUACUGAAAAUUACCCCUGUAAUUCUCACUAGAGUGUGAGCUCCAAGAUCUGAUUUGCAGCAAGUUGUAUUUUUAGUAAAAAAAAUUUGACAUAUGCUACUGUCAAACUGUAUAAGUUUAGUCAUGCUUGGGUUGUUACCCUUUAUCUCA